This is a messenger RNA of Truncatella angustata, 2358 nucleotides long. RefSeq lists its product as uncharacterized. Lineage: Eukaryota; Fungi; Ascomycota; Sordariomycetes; Amphisphaeriales; Sporocadaceae. Gene Ontology annotation, cellular component: nucleus. Bases 1 to 2358 code for a protein of 785 amino acids. The record is from RefSeq and is a predicted model, not a curated record. The transcript has 5 exons.
AUGCCAAAGCCGCGCGGCAUACACCCUUUCCAUGAAACUCCCGAGUUCGACACAGAUUUCAGUAACACCGACGACGUACACAAAGAGGUUUCUUGGCCUAUGCCAGACCACUAUGAGCGCAAGCCAGAUCCGGAAGCUCUUCCAUUCCAGAAGGACUGCAAAGACGAAAUUGAAGCAGCGAAUCAAGUCGUUGCAGAUGACGAGCCUCCUAGCAGACCAUUCUCUGGAGGUUGGAAUAGGGUUCACGGAGAAGGGUCUACAGCUAGCGAGAAGAUAUUGCACGGAGAUCAACUACGCGAUAAUUAUUCGGCUCGAGAGAUGAGUUCCUUUAUAAAAAAAGGAAACCAAGCUCUAGGCGAUAUGCACCAAGAUCAGACUUCACGGUUAUCUACUGUGACUGAAAGUCGUUCAGCAACACCUCCACCAGUAUCGCGGUCACGUAGAUACAUAAUCGACGACGAAUUCGCCGAAUUGAGCGAAUUGCCUAGUCCGGAUAGCUUUUUUGGCGUAUCAGCCACAACCAUGAAGGCUUACAUAUCCGAGCAUCCAGAUGAGGUUGGUAGUUCUGAUGGCUCUACUGCAAAACCACCUACUGUCAUUCGAAAUAGUGACGUUGCUCCAUUACGGGUCAUGUCUCCUCUUGGACGGGCUGAUGAUACUACGCGACCGGACGAGCAUUACUACCUGGUUGAGGAGGAAUCCGGACAGACGAAAACACCCGCCCUCGACCGGAUACACAAAUUCGAGAACACCGGGCUGUCUCCAACGAAGGGCAAGGCUCCAAGCUACUCCUCACAACAAGAGAGAAUAUACAAAUCUGAAACAGGUCAAGCAGUCAACCACCAAGCCAUAUUUUACCGGAAAAACGAUUCUGGUGUGGGUAUAUCAGAUCGCUCUGGGUCAUCGAGAGAAAAGGCGACGAGCAGUCAAGAUGCCUCAGACCCAAGUCAUAUUAGCUCGAGGCCAAGCGAAGGGUCCAAUAGGCCUCUUGACUUCUUUAGUCAGUCUAUCUUUCAAGUCGUGCUGCACAACCCAGCGACAUCUCACCAGCUUCUUAAGUACUGUCAAAAUCAGCUCUGCAGUGAGAAUGUGGAAUUCUUGCACAUGGUCGAAAAUUAUCGUACGAACGUCAACAAUCUUGCCGGCAUUCUGGCGGUUAUCCACCAAAGUUUCAUUUCAGGUCAAUCGCAGCGCCAGAUCAAUAUUUCUGGUGAGAUUGUGGACGAAGUCCAUUCUAAUAUGAAGUCCCUAGUCAAAGAUGGGCUACCAGCUAUGGAAGCACUAUUCGAACCCAUGCAAGAAAAGAUUGAGCAUUUGGUAUUCACCGAUAUCUACCCACGAUUUGUGCGAUACCAAGUGGCUAUGGACACUGCAAAGUCCUUAUCAAAUAAUCGUCGCAAAUAUCAAGGCUUGGGAGACUGUUUUUGUUUUUCGAAUCCGGGAAUAGCUGAUAAUCCCGUCGUGUACGCCUCGGACGGGUUCGUUCAGGUCACUGGAUACAGCAGAUCAGAAAUCAUACCCCGGAACUGUCGGUUUCUACAAGGGCCUCAGACGGAUCGUGCAGCUGUGCGGCGCAUCAAAGAGGCUCUAGUCGAAGGAAGAGAAACGGUUGAGUUGCUGCUGAAUUACAAGAAAGACGGUGCGCCUUUCUGGAACCUCUUAUAUAUGGCACCCCUACGCGAUGCUACUGGAAAGAUUGCUUUCUUUUUGGGUGCGCAGAUCAACUGCUCAACUGCAAUCCACUCCAACACCGAUGUCAUGCGGGUGCUUUCCGAGUCUAAUGAAGAAACGACGACAAAAGAGUUGUCCCGACAGGGACAACACGUCAAUAAACUCAAGAAAAAGACACUAUUCAGCAUAUUCAGCUCAGAUAAACAUAACAAGCCGCCUCUCCCUGACGAAAAUACGGGCAUGGAGCGCAAACUGCUCAAUCGAAUAGAGGGGCAAGACCUCAGAACGCAGAUCACGGAAUUUUACAGUGCCUAUUCGAAGUAUAUCGUCAUUCGUGCAGACACUUUCGUGAUUGGUUACUACUCGUCCGAAAUAACAGACUCACUUCUUCCGACCCAAGGCACAGGGAUCCCUGGCAGUCACCCAUCUGUGGGACAGGAUAUUUUCAAGUUCUUCAAGCAGUACCAGCUGAACACACAUCAAGCAGACUUCAAGACACCUGUAAAGAAGGCCAUAAAGUCCGGCUACCCAAUCAGCACAGAAAUUCGACUACAAACACGGCGGAGUGCUGUUUUCAGGGGCGACGAGAACUUCGCAACGCACUGGACACCCUUGAAGAAUGAGCAUGGAGCACCGCAUUGGGUUGUGCUCACCCUUGCAUCAAUGAUGGGCCCAGAAAAUAUGUAA